This is a messenger RNA of Lineus longissimus, 1317 nucleotides long. RefSeq lists its product as uncharacterized. The coding region runs from base 274 to 1305 and encodes 343 amino acids. The record is from RefSeq and is a predicted model, not a curated record. Gene Ontology annotation, molecular function: zinc ion binding; nucleic acid binding. The transcript has a single exon. NCBI's taxonomy places the organism in Eukaryota, Metazoa, Nemertea, Pilidiophora, Heteronemertea, Lineidae.
AACAUUCCAGGAACAAUUAACAAGUGCUGAAGUGACAUUGUUUACAUCAUAUGAACUAUUUUAAGACUGUGGCUUAUAAAUAGACUUGAUGUUGUUAUAUCCGAUUGCUGAGGUUGAUUUUGUUGCGUCUAUACGACACAUGCCAUGGGACUGUGAGUUGUGCUCAUCAUUCUAGGGUCAACGUGAGGUUACUGGGCCACAAUCCUUGUUUUGUUUUGGUUCUGUGCAUAUUAUCUUUCCAGUGUUUAGGUUAAGUUGCAGUGAGAUUUGAGGAUGGCAGACUUACAAGACCUGAGUGAAGACCAACUGAAGCAGAAGAUUGCUGACCUGAGGGCUGACCUGACAGCAGCGAAGCUAAAUGAAGCAAAUGCAGUUGGGAGCGUCCGUGAGCUUAGGGGUGAGUCCAAAGCCUUAAAGGAAACUGUAGAUAAGCUUAAAGGUAAGGAUACUGUAUAUGUGGGGAGGGACCGAAAGCUUGAGAAGUUGAGGGGGGCACCAGUGGCCAGUAAAGACCCAGAAGUAGAAGAGUGGGUCAGAGAUGCCCAGGGCAUCAUAGAGUCCAGGAAACUGAAAGGGCAAGAUGCCAUUAACUUUGUAACUGACCAUUUGGCUGGCGACGCCCGUGUGGAAGUGGAUAGUAGGGGGAAGAUCGAUGAUGUCCAAGAUCUCUUCAAGAUUUUGAGGAACGUCUUUGACAUUGCCGAUUCUUUGCCUCAACUGAGGCGUAAGUAUUAUGCGAGGUUGCAGGCGGAGGAGGAGUCUGUGGUCCAAUAUUCCCAUGCGUUGGCGAGAAUUCACCAACGCAUGGAGAUGCUGGACUCCGCGCUGAAAGCCACUAAGGAGGAGGCCCUUAGGGCACAGCUCGCGGAAGGGUUUAAAGACCCUCAACUCCGGCGAGAAGCCCUUCGCUGGAUCCGCGAGAAGAACGGCAGCUUUUUCGAGUUGCGAGACUGGGCAACAGAGUGGGUCCGCCAGGGUGAGGGCAGUGAUCUAAAGGUAAAGGCCAAAGUUAGGGAACAUCAGGCAGAACCAGCCCUGAUGGAAAUGCUCAAGGAACAGAAUGUUAUCUUGAAGGAGCAGGUGAAGGCUCAACAGGAGUUGGCAAAACUCAUUGCAGGAAUGAAUGGGCCAACUAGUAAAGGGCAGAAAUAUGACCAACGGGGACGGGCCUGUUUCGAGUGCGGCAGCCUGGAUCACCUAAUUAAGGACUGUCCAGAUGCACAGAAGAAAGCCAAGGCUAAGAAAAAUACGGGUAAGCCCAAAGCGAAGACAAAUGAACAGGCGGCCACAGGGGCGUUAAACUAGUUCGAGCCCCUG